GGACAAGGAAUUUUCGAAGCCAAUCCAAGACUAAGAUGAGAUUCAAAGAUAUUCGUGUAUGAACCUGGAAGUUGCGGAGUCUUGGAACGUUCGGACUAUGAUACCAUGCGUGUUUUCAUUGUUCCUCAUACUCUCGAUACGAGUCGAUGGAAGAUCCAUCAAAAUGGAGAAGCUUGAUGCCUUCGAAAAACUUUCAACGGUAGCGAAAUGUCGGGAGGAAGUUGGAUUCGAGGACAUCAGGAAAGUGGGAACCCUCGAAUUUCGUGAAGGAAAGAAGGCCAUGCGCACGAUCUCAUCCUCCCUCGCAAAUCCUCUCCAACUACAGUGUCAGAACUCCACUCUCUGUGGCUAUGUAUCGCCCGCGACCUCCGCCACGUGCGAUCUUAUAGAUGAUCCUUCGGAUGAAACUUGGAGCUGCGAAAUUGAGUUACCCGACAGCAAUGUAAUCCUGGAUUCUCUGAUCAUUGAAUGCGAGCACGACGACUCCGGAGCCUCCGAUGACUCGUGUAUUCUCAAAGAUUCCUGUGUGCUCUACUACGUUCCUACAUACGGGGGCUUGGCCCUGAUGAUCUAUGCCAUCGUGAUGGCAUUCGUAGUCUGCCUCCUGCUCCUCAUCUCUAUACACUAUUGGAGGAAGUUAACGGAGACCAGGAGAGCAACACAGUGCAUGGAGCGGCUCGCUGCGUCCUCCAUGAAAGGUAUCGCUACGACCAACCUCUAGAUCAUGAUCGGGUCCAGGGAAGUGGGCGCGAGAGACGCUCAUUCGGAAGUCUCACAAGGAUCUCGAUUAACGAUCCUUGCCGAUACCGAUCAUGACCCUAGGUAGGUCGCUGUUCCGAAAAGUGCAGGUCAUUUGUGAAUCAGUCGCCGCGCGCUAAGCUAUCACUUGCUUUCAUAGCCCCAAAAGCUGCACAUACAUAUCCUCGACGAGUCUUCGACACAUUUUCCGCGGAUGCCAAUAUCUCUGGAGGCUUGACCAUCGGAGUCGAGAUUCGGAAAAUUCCGCGAAGCCGUCGUGUCAUGGCGUUCUCUGACCUGUGAGAUGAGCUAUCGGAUUCAGGGCAUUAAGGGCAAACCGAGAGACCUCUCAUGCGUCUGAACAAAGUGGAAAUCGCACGAGAUUCCAGAGCGCCAAGCCAGCUUGACAUCUGACUGAGAACAAAAAACUAAGUCCCGUCUGAGGCUCGAAACUUUCACACCGCCCAGACUUGCCCUGCCUUUCUUGAUCCAGAACGGGAAUCCUAUGAUGAGUCAGAUCUUACGACAGUCUUGUAAUUUAGAACAACAAUAGAGAUUCCGAUAUAA
Molecule: messenger RNA, 1305 nt
Organism: Galendromus occidentalis (western predatory mite)
Lineage: Eukaryota; Metazoa; Arthropoda; Arachnida; Mesostigmata; Phytoseiidae
Exons: 4
Coding region: 59-721 (220 amino acids)
Source: RefSeq, a predicted model, not a curated record